AUACUAAGAAGAUUAGUUUCAAAGAAGAAGAAAAGAUAUGAAGAUCCAGAGAAUGGAUUUGAUUUAGAUCUUGCUUACAUAACUCCGAAUAUUAUUGCCAUGGGAUAUCCAUCUCCUAAUUUUGAAAAGAUUUAUCGUAAUCCAAUGGAGGAAGUUCAACGAUUUUUGGAAACUAAACACAAAGACAAGUACAAGUUGUGGAAUUUGUGUGCUGAAAGAUCCUACGAUAAGACAUGUUUCCAUGGUCGUGUUGAAGAUAGUUAUCAAUUCUAUGAUCAUGAAGCUCCAAAGUUUGAAAUUUUAAUUCCAUUUUGUAAAAAUGUUCAUGAAUGGUUGAGUCAAGAUCCAGAAAAUGUUGCUGUCAUUCACUGUAAAGCAGGAAAAGGAAGAACAGGUGUUUGUAUCAGUUGUUAUCUCAUGUAUGCUCAACUUCAACCAAGUGCUAAAGCAAGUUUAGAUUUUUAUGGUAAAGCAAGAACAAAAAAUCACAAAGGUGUCACAAUUCCAAGUCAA
This is a messenger RNA of Naegleria gruberi, 513 nucleotides long. RefSeq lists its product as uncharacterized. The transcript has 2 exons. The annotation marks the transcript as partial. The record is from RefSeq and is a predicted model, not a curated record. Gene Ontology annotation, molecular function: phosphatidylinositol-3,4,5-trisphosphate 3-phosphatase activity; protein tyrosine phosphatase activity. Gene Ontology annotation, biological process: regulation of phosphatidylinositol 3-kinase/protein kinase B signal transduction; negative regulation of cell population proliferation; protein dephosphorylation. Gene Ontology annotation, cellular component: cell projection; cytosol; plasma membrane. NCBI's taxonomy places the organism in Eukaryota, Heterolobosea, Eutetramitea, Acrasida, Naegleriidae.